This is a messenger RNA of Pseudomassariella vexata, 948 nucleotides long. Its product is annotated as glycosyl hydrolase family 61-domain-containing protein. The record is from RefSeq and is a predicted model, not a curated record. Lineage: Eukaryota; Fungi; Ascomycota; Sordariomycetes; Amphisphaeriales; Pseudomassariaceae. The transcript has 2 exons. The coding region runs from base 1 to 948 and encodes 315 amino acids.
AUGUCUUUCGCAUCCAAGGCCGCCCUCUUCGGCGCCUUUGCCUCAGCCGUACUGGCCCACGGCACCGUCAGCGGCAUCAUCGCCGACGGCGUCUACAGCGAGGGCUGGCAACUGAGCUACUACUACUCGAUCCAAAACGGCCAGACCUACCCCGAUACGCCCGGCUGGUACGCCGAGGACCUCGACAACGGUUUCAUCGCGCCCGAUGCCUACGCUGAGGCUGACAUCAUCUGCCACAAGAACGCGAAGAACUCCAACUCGAGCGCGACCGUAGCGGCCGGCGGUUCUGUCGACUUCCAAUGGACCGCCUGGCCCGAUUCUCACAUCGGCCCCAUCUUUACUUACGUGGCCAACUGCGGCGCCGACUGCGGCACCGUCGACAAGUCGACCCUGAAAUGGGUGAAAAUCGACGAGGCUGGUAUCGACCUCGACACCCAGACAUGGCCCACCACUGGCAUGAUCGCUAACAACAAUACCUGGACCACCACGGUUCCUUCGACUCUCGCGGCUGGCAAGUACGUCUUCCGCCACGAGAUUAUCGCUAUGCACGGUGCCGGGUCCGAGAAUGGCGCCCAGAACUAUCCUCAAUGUUCGAACAUUGAGAUUACCGGCUCUGGCACCGACAGUCCUGAAGGCACGCUGGGAACGGCUCUCUACACUUCCACCGACCCCGGUAUCCUCUUCAACCCUUAUACCACCCUGACCGAGUACACUAUCCCCGGUCCCGCUCUGUAUUCAGGCGCCACGGGCACUUCCGGCGGCGGUGCCUCCGGCAGCAGCUCGUCCGCACCUGUUGCUACCUCUUCCGUUCCCGCUGUCAGCUCGGUUUUCCCUUCUGCUACUAGCGCUCCUGCCACUGUCGCUUCCCACCAUUCAAAUUCAGGAUAUCCAGAUGCUGCGGAUCGUCCGACUCCACGAUACCAAAGACGGGCCGAGACUCAUCCCUAG